UGUAAAACCGGUAGUGACGUAAUGGCGCGAAUCCCAACAAGGAGGUGUUGAGACUCUUUUCAACACACUAACGAUAAUAACGAUUGUCAGCUGAUUUUCACUAAAUUCUGUCCGUCCCUGACACCAUUUGUCUUGAUAAAAAACACAACAUACCAAUUAUAAAGUUAAGUUGGUUUCAAAUGUUGGCUAACCGGCAAAUGCUAAAGCUGUAUGGUAAAUCUGUUCUUUUCUACACAGUUGGAAAAAAAAUGAAAAUUUAGGUACACAUAUUUGGACUAUUUCUUCCAUAUAUAUAACAUUUUGGACUGCUUUGGUCUACCUGAAAGAGCAUCAUCAUGUCCAUCGGAGACAAGGAAGGCUUCAUUGUUAAGUUUGUAGCAAGUAAAGGACAGGAGUCAGAGUAUGCUGCCAAGUCUUAUGAGGCCAUUUUAGAGCUGCAGUCGGAAAAGUAUCUUAAGAGGAUCGACGAGGACACUGUAUUGAAGAUGGACCAGAAGGACAAGUCUCUAUUUGUCUUUAGUGACUUCAACACUCCUGCCUUCCAGCACUGCAAGAAUCUCGGCUGCCGGGUUGUCAGUCCUUUGGUGGUGUUGUUCUGCCUGCAGCAGCAGCGCUGUGUUCCCAAAGCAGAGAAACCUGUCCACAACAUGGCCAUGGCCGAUGUCACCAUCUCAUGUACCAGCCUGGAUAAAGCAACUCGGGCAGAGGUGAUGGAUCUAGUGCAGCUCAUGGGCGGGCGAAGCUAUCUUGACCUCAACGUGUCCGUCACUCACCUGAUUGCAGGCGAGGUGGGCAGUAAAAAAUACCUUGUGGCUGCCAGCCUAGGUAAACCCAUCCUGCUUCCCUCAUGGGUCAGAGCCUGCUGGGAGAAAUCUCAGGACAGUCUGUUCAGAUACACAGAGCUCGCUGUUGAGGACUAUCUUUGUCCCGUGCUGCGAGGUUGUACCGUGUGUGUGACAGGUCUGUCCAGCACGGAACGUAAAGAGGUACAGCGGCUCUGUGAACAGCACGGCGGCAAAUACACAGGUCAGCUCAAAAUGAACGAGUGCACGCACCUCAUCGUUAGCGAACCAUCAGGUCAGAAGUACGAGUGUGCACGCAAAUGGAAUGUGUAUUGCGUGUCUCUACACUGGCUCUUUGAUAGCAUAGAGAAGGGCUCCUGUCAGGAUGAAUCCCGCUACACCAUGGAGCGCAAUGCAUCCAAAAGCACUCGGCCACACACGUCUACGCCGACCACUGACAGUAGCAAGAAGGAAGAGGGUCCAUCUCUUUUGGGUUUGAGUCACAUCUCUGUCAACGCCAGCAUGACAAUAAAUGACACAGCUCUCACGAAUGGAACCGUCAGCCGUGUGGAAGCUCCGGACCCCACAGAGAGUCUGGAUCUGACUGUGUGUACAGCAGAUGAUAUCCUGGACGGCUGUAAGGUGUAUCUUUGCGGCCUGCCCAUGAAGAAGCUGGAAAAGCUGCGGCGUGCGGUUAACGCGGCAGGGGGUCUUCGCUUUAACCAGCCUAGUGAUGAUCUCACACACGUUAUAAUGGGAGAACUAGACCAGGACCUCAAUCAUUUUCUCUCCAAAACCAGUCACAGACCUCACGUGGUCACAGUACAGUGGCUGCUGGAUAGCUUCUCCAAAGGCCGUCUCCUCCCAGAAGAAGGCUUCCUCCACCCUGAUUGUCUACCUCCUUCUCCAGCAGUAGUGUCCGCACCGGCUUGUCGUGCCCCUGCCGCAAGGCUCUCAACAGGAACCCCAGCAGCAAGUCCUAGCACUCCCAGGGAGAGACAAGCACAGGAGGACCUGCUGUCACAGUACUUGGACGAUGACCCGACAGUCGUUGACAUGCCGCCGCCAGCCGUGCAUAACAGCAGGAGGUCCAUUGAUGCGUCCUGUGAGCCUCGACUGCAAUCCUGGACCCAUAACGACAGUGUACGACCAGAAUCUGACUCGACCGUGCUAGAGCCCAGCGAGGCAGGCCUCUUUGCUGGGAAAUGCUUCCUCCUGCAGGGUUUUGGCUCAGAGGCCGAUGCCCAGCUCUCUCAGAUGGUGACAGAGAACGGAGGCCGGGUGCUGGUGAGCCGUACCUUCGCCGUCGCCGACUACGCUGUAGUCCCUCUCUUAGGCUGUACUGUUGAGGCCACAGUGGAUGAGGUUGUCACGGACACAUGGCUGGCAAUGUGUGUGGAGAGAGAGAGUGUUCUGGAGAUCUCUUCCAAUCCUCUCUUCGCUCCUGUUGCUGUGAUGGAUGGAUGUUUUCCUCUCAAAGAUUGUGUCCUGUCUGUCAGCCAGUUCACAGGAGCAGAGCGGGAGUCCUUGGUGGAGCUGGCAAAACACCUGGGAGCCAAUGUCCAGGACUAUUUUGUGCGCCUGCCCAACCAGAAAAAAGGAAUGUUGGCAAGCACUCACUUGGUGCUGGUGAGCCCAGAUGGCACGAAGUACCAGGCAGCAAAAAAGUGGGGGCUUCCAGCGGUCACCAUGCAUUGGAUAAUGACAUCGGCAAGAACCGGAAAGCGGGUGGCGGAGGAGCGAUUCCUGGUUGAUCUGCCAGCUUCUUCAGAUGUGGAGGAUGGGAGUUUUGUUGGUGCCUCCCAGAGGACAAUCAUGGCUCCGCCGGCACGCUCUUCUCCAGAGAUCCCCCUACUUGGUCUACAGAGCGGGAAGGCGGUCACUCCAUUAGAUUUAGGACGCUUCCAGAGCAAAGUAUUCCGGUCUGUGUUGAAUGAGACAAAAUCCAAGGAAGAUGUUAGACAAAACCAUGAGGGCAGUAUAAAGAACUCUCUCUGCAAGGAACCCUCUCUGCAGCUGGACACUCCUUCUCGUUUUCUCAGCACAGAUCAGCUCUUCAGGCCCUCCUUCAAUAUCAAGGAUGCCUUAGGAGCACUCGACACUCCGGGUGGGACAUCCAAACCUGGCCGGAGGGCAGAGACACCGCUUACAGACGUCAUCAACCGGAACCUGAAAGUGGCGCUGGCCAACAGCACCUGCAAUAACGAUAUCUCCGACAUGCAAGCAGCGUCUGCUAGCCCCCAGCUCAGCACAACCAGGAAGGAGGUGCCAGAAAAAGAGGUGGGCCCACUGACAGGCCUUGUGAUCUGUGUGGGGAAAAAGUUGAGUAAGAUGCAGAGCAAACUGAACGCCGUGGCCGCCUCGCUUGGAGCCGACUUUAGGUGGGCCUGUGACGACACUGUGACUCACUACCUCUACCAAGGCCGAGUGGGAGACAACAGUCGAGAAUAUAAAGCAGUGAAGGAGAGGAAGCUGCAUGUGGUCUCGCAGUAUUGGCUGCAAGCUUGCGCAGAGGAGCAGAAACGUGUCUCAGAGUCUCUGUAUCCUUUCACCUACAACCCCAAGAUGAGUCUAAACCUCAGUCAGGUUCCCAGCAGCUCCCAGAGGUCUCCACCUUUCACACGAACACAACUCCAAGACAUCACCGAAGCCCGAGAUGACAGAGCUGUUGGAGAACCUUCAAUCCCCUGCUGUGGAGAUCAAGAAGCAGAGAGGACUGAUAUUUCCCAGACUCUAGAGAUGAGAGAAAAUCUACAAAGACAGCUUCAAGAGAUCAUGUCGGCCACAAAGCUAGCAACAGGGAGACGUACAUCAAUGCGGCUAAGUCGUAUGGGGUCAGCAGGCGCCAACUCGAGCACCAACACUCCUGAGCGAAGCAGGUCUGGACGCAACGGCGGCAGCAGUCGCACCCUGGAAGCAUUAAGGGUCUCUCGGGAAGCAGCAAUGGAUUGUAAUACAGAAUCCUCCCAGAGUGAGCAGAUAUUUUGGGAUGAUCCAACAGCAAGGGAAGAGAGGGCCAAGCUCGCUGAUAAUCUCCAGUGGCCCGGUAGUCCCUCGCAACACUCAGAGCCCCUGGCGCCGCCCCCUCAAAAAGAGACGCAUUUCAAAGACUCCAUGACCGACUCUGAGCUUGUAGAGAUGGCGGCUUGUGAUGUCAUCGACCAGCAGAUAGGCAAGAAAGUCACAGUGCCACAGAAUAACAUCCUGACUCCCGAAGCCCCCAGCAUCGCCUUCCCCAUCGCUAACCCUCAAGUGGCACCCGAGCCAGAGGAGGAGAGCGAGAAAGAGAGAGACAUGCCAAGGUUCCAGCUAUCUUCCCUCAGUCCUCAGGAACGCAUCGAUUACAGUCAACUCAUAGAAGAGCUUGGUGGCAUUGUCUUGGACAAACAGUCGUUUGACCCCAGCUGCUCCCACAUCAUAGUCGGGACACCCCUGCGCAACGAAAAGUACUUGGCAGCCAUGGCUGCUGGCAAAUGGAUCCUACAUCGCUCCUACUUGGAGGCAUGUCGAUCUGUGGGACACUUCAUACAGGAGGAGGCCUAUGAGUGGGGCAGUAGCUCCAUCCUAGAUGCGUUGCCAUCCAUUAGCUCCCAGCAGAGGCGUCUGGCGUUAGCUGCCAUGCGCUGGAGAAAAGCCCUGCAGGGACCCUCUGAAAAGGGAGGAGCUUUCAGUGGAUGGAGUGUUAUGCUGAACAUCGACCAGAACCGAGAAGCUGGCUUUAGGCGGUUGCUGCAGUCGGGCGGGGCAAAGGUCCUGCCAAGCCCAUCCCCCUCCAUGUACAAGGAGGCUACUCACCUGUUUGCUGACUUCAGUCGACUUAGACCGGGAGACUUCAGAGUCGACGUUUCAGUGGCCUCUGCCCAAGGAGUCACAUGCUUAAAGCCUGAGUACAUUGCAGACUACCUCAUGCAGGAGCCAAUCCCUGCCAUGGAGCUUUACCUCCUCACUGAAUGUCCCACGGAAGAGGCGCCAACCACACCGUCACGUAAACGCAAAGCAGCAGAUGACAAAUCCAGACUGAAAAAGUCUCGUUUCCAAUAAUACCCGCACUACUACAUACAUUCCCGCAAUCUCACCCCUCAUAAUAUGUGUCAAAAUAUUUUGUACAUAAGAUGCUUGUUUUUUUAAUUCGCCAGUGAAAUAAAGUAAGUGUAGCACUUGU
Messenger RNA from Nerophis ophidion (straightnose pipefish), 4944 nucleotides. RefSeq names its product DNA topoisomerase II binding protein 1 (gene topbp1). Gene Ontology annotation, biological process: mitotic G2 DNA damage checkpoint signaling; mitotic DNA replication checkpoint signaling; DNA replication initiation. NCBI's taxonomy places the organism in Eukaryota, Metazoa, Chordata, Actinopteri, Syngnathiformes, Syngnathidae. The record is from RefSeq and is a predicted model, not a curated record. The coding region runs from base 336 to 4823 and encodes 1495 amino acids. The transcript has 28 exons.